Messenger RNA from Brassica oleracea var. oleracea, 286 nucleotides. RefSeq names its product RNA-binding protein CP29B, chloroplastic-like. Gene Ontology annotation, cellular component: cytosol. Bases 14 to 280 code for a protein of 88 amino acids. The record is from RefSeq and is a predicted model, not a curated record. Lineage: Eukaryota; Viridiplantae; Streptophyta; Magnoliopsida; Brassicales; Brassicaceae. The transcript has 2 exons. Gene Ontology annotation, molecular function: mRNA binding.
AGCAUCUUCGCUGAUGACGACGCUCCUCCCCCAAUCCUUCCCUUCUGAUCUCAAGCUUUUCGUCGGUAACCUUCCCUUCAACGUUGACAGUGCUCAGGUCGCUCAGCUCUUCGAGAGCGCCGGAAACGUCGAGAUGGCUGAGGUAAUCUAUGACAAGGUGACAGGGAGAAGCAGAGGUUUUGGGUUUGUGACUAUGUCUUCAGCCUCUGAAGUAGCAACAGGGAGAAGCAGAGGUUUUGGCGCUGGAGAGUUUAUUUGGGGAGCAAGGGAAGGUUGUUGAGGCUAG